Messenger RNA from Echinostoma caproni, 609 nucleotides. The record is from the annotation of a GenBank genome assembly. Lineage: Eukaryota; Metazoa; Platyhelminthes; Trematoda; Plagiorchiida; Echinostomatidae.
AUGGCUCGAAUUUGGCGUCCCGGUCAAUCUCGUCCGGUUCGUCUCUACCGGUUAGUCACAUGUGGGGGCCUUGAAGAACGCAUGUUUCAACGGCAGGCGGCCAAACUUGCUUUGUCGCACAGCACGUUAGAUGCCCCAUGGGAUGAAUCACCGUCAUUGUCUGAUGCGAACACGAUGAAACGCUCGGGUGUUUUGACUCGAGAAGAAUUGCGCGACUUAUUUCAAUCUCCCAGUCCGGAAUGGGUUUCUUGGACACACGAAUUGAUUGAAUGUUCAUGCCAAGAAUCUGUUCUCUGUUCCAGUCCAUCUUUGUCUACGGAUAGUGAUGCUCCUGCGGACCCAAACCCCGAAAGCGAAACGAUACCAGACGAAGAUGAAUCUGAUGAACGAUGGUGUCAACUCGGUCCCACCAUCCUUGGCAAAGUGACACAAUCAAGCGUGGCACACAAGACCUCGAAAUCCGAAUCUUUGGCAUAUCUGCUGAACUGGACGCAUAGCUUAUCGGAGCGUGCGAUCGCAGCUUUAGGCGAUCCGCUUUUGAUUGCCCCUGUUGUCGAUGCAAAUUCGAAUACUUGGCCUGUUUGUGCAGUUUUCUCAAAAGUCACAUAA